AUGAGGCUCACGUGCGCGCUCCUAGUGAUGAUGUUCUCGGUCACGCGCGCUGUCGGGGCCUCUUCAGUGUCAUCGUGGGCAGCAGUCGCGUGUCCAUCGCGCGUCGUCACGAAGGAGGAUGUGGGCAAGCCGAUCGUCCUGCUCGGCGCGUGGGUGCGCGCCGGUAACGGCACCGACGGGUCGAAAGAUCGUCACCCAUCCAUCGCGUCGCUGAGGAUAACGUCUAACCCGCGCCACGGCGCGCUGUACUGGCGCGCGAAGCCCGUGCUCGAGGGCGACGCGGUGCCAGCCGAGAUGGGUUGGGAGAGAUGCUCCGAAGUGUCGUCGCGCGCCUUCGCCGACGCCUGGCCGGUGGGAGACCCUCCGCUCGCGACCCCCGAAUGGCCGUGCGACGUCGUCGUCAACGCAAACGCACCCUCACCCACGCACGCCGCCGCCGCCGCCGCCGGGGUGGUCGUUCAGCCCAUCUGCGCCGAGGUGCUCUACGCGCCGGACGCGAAUUAUCACAACUGGCCGAGCGGGGUCGACGCGCUGGGCAAUCGACGCGUCCCGGGGUCGAACCCGACGCGUGAUGAAGCCCCGGACGCGUUCGGCUUCGAGUUCGACCUUGUGGCCGGUGACGCGUCGGCCGCGGGCGGCGCGGGCGGCGCGGCGGACGCGAUGAGCUCGUCCGCGGCGUCGGCGGCGUCGGUGCUCGUCGCCGCCGUUCCCGAUGCCCCGGCGCUGACUUACACGGCUGCGCCGAUCGAGGACGGCGACGUCGCGCGUGAGGGCGACCGACCCGCGCUGCACGCCGCGCUCCUGACCCGCACGCGCGUCCGGGGGAUCGCGCUGCGUGACGUCGACGAGGGUUCGUUCGCCGUGACGGUUCGUAUCCAAUCCGCCGUCGGCAACUACGUCUCCGUCGCGGGCGCGGGCGCCGACGUUCUGGCCAGGGCCGUCAAUCCCUUCCGUCUCGGCGACGGGGUCAUGGACGCGGGGGUCAUGGAGUUCACGGCGUUGCCCGAGGACGCCGCGCGAAUGCUCGCCGCGCUGGAGUACGUCCACGUCGUCGACGAUGUAUACGACGAGCGCGGGUACGCGACGGACACGGUGACGGUGACGGCGACGGGCGGCGCGUGCCUCCGCUCGGACGAUUCGUUCGACGAUUUUUCCGACGCGGGGGAGGUGACGCGGUGCCCUCGCGCCGCGGACGUGGGCGCGACGUCGGUGUACGUGAAAGUUAUCGUGUCGGGGCGGGUGAAGGACCUCGGGGAGCGUUCCGAUCCCGCGUGGCGUCGCGGCUUUUCCUCGCUUCUUCCAAUCGCCGCGUCGCUGGCGGCGGCGACGGCGUGGUCGGCGUUUGCGAUGUGGUCCGGGUGCGCGUGGGCGUUGGAGCGCGCGGGGUUGGGUGGGGCGGCGUUGGGACGGAGACGCGCGCGAGGCGCGUGA
This is a messenger RNA of Micromonas commoda, 1431 nucleotides long. RefSeq lists its product with no specific name. The transcript has 2 exons. The coding region runs from base 1 to 1431 and encodes 476 amino acids. The record is from RefSeq and is a predicted model, not a curated record. NCBI's taxonomy places the organism in Eukaryota, Viridiplantae, Chlorophyta, Mamiellophyceae, Mamiellales, Mamiellaceae.